AUGUCAGGUGACAAUGGAGGAGUGGCGGCUCAGGCUGACAUCUUAGGGAUUCCGGGAGCCGCAUUGAACACCAUCGGCUUUGCCCAAGGACUCCUUCGCGCCGUUUCAGCUGACAAUGCUAACCCCAAUGCCGUCAUACAAGUUCAGCAAAUCGGGUCCUGCUUUCAAUCCAACGGUCCUUGGGCCGCAAAGAUUCCAGACCUUCUGUCGAGAGCAUCCUGUGUUAGACUUGAGAGGCUUUCUGCUUGGGUUGGAUGGGCAAAAGACGACACCCCGGCUUUCAUGAGUCAGACUACCGGUGGGCAAACUGCAGCUCUACUAUGCUGCGCCCUCGGGAGCCUUUACUCGAAAAGCCGUUGCGGGCUAUUGCUCUACGAUCUUUGUCGAGAUAUCUUACCUGCAGAUCGGCAGUUGUCCUCACCAACUCAAUUGGGUGAUGUUUGUAUGCUGCUAGAACGAAAAUCAGCAUGCCUAGGUUUUGGAAACCAUUUGGCCCUCCAAGUCACUCGGCUGAGGCAAUGCUUCUUCGAAGCUGGCUUAGACGUGCCACGAGACUUGGCCGACACCCCAACAGAGGAGGAUCUUAACCAUUUCUUAUCCGGGGUCUGCAGUGCCCUUCAAGAUGAGAGUUUGGUUCUACAAGUGUCUGGAACAAGAUGUGUAGGAACACUACUGGCCUUGACGCUAGCAAUGUGUCCCGAAGAUGUUUCAGUGCGAAUCAAUAGAGAAGUCCUUAUGAGCGGACUCAGGGACAACAUUAUCUUCUCGGUCACUACCGAAGAUGGCUCUUCAACACAGAUUCAUCUUGAAACUAAACUGGAAAUCAAGAAGGCCGGGUUCCUAAAACGUCAUAUAAUCACAGAGAGUCAACACAUACACAACCAAGAACUACGCUUUGUAUGUGAUGGCAUCUUGUCGAGCCAGCUAGAUAUUUCCCUUUCUAUGGCCGGCGUAGAAUCAUCUCAGCUUCUGAAACUUGCUAUAUCGAACUUUGUCGCAUCUAUAGCGAUGGAGCCUGCUACGGAUUGCUUAAGCUCGAAAGCUGCUUAUGGGCUAGGAGACUGUUUCCCGACCCAAGGAUUUAGGGUCAUUUUAGGGCCCACAUAUCGACAAACAAUUUCCCAGCGCUUAGAGAAAGUGCUAUGUUGCCCUUCUGAUACUUUGCAGAGCCCCAAAGAGGCAUUCAACCGACUUCAGAAUACCCUUUGA
Fusarium fujikuroi IMI 58289 is the source of this 1209-nucleotide messenger RNA. RefSeq names its product related to beta transducin-like protein. The record is from RefSeq and is a predicted model, not a curated record. NCBI's taxonomy places the organism in Eukaryota, Fungi, Ascomycota, Sordariomycetes, Hypocreales, Nectriaceae. The transcript has a single exon. The coding region runs from base 1 to 1209 and encodes 402 amino acids.